This is a messenger RNA of Salvia splendens (bonfire salvia), 1945 nucleotides long. RefSeq names its product palmitoyltransferase ZDHHC18-like. NCBI's taxonomy places the organism in Eukaryota, Viridiplantae, Streptophyta, Magnoliopsida, Lamiales, Lamiaceae. Gene Ontology annotation, cellular component: Golgi apparatus; endoplasmic reticulum. Gene Ontology annotation, molecular function: protein-cysteine S-palmitoyltransferase activity. The coding region runs from base 401 to 1240 and encodes 279 amino acids. Gene Ontology annotation, biological process: peptidyl-L-cysteine S-palmitoylation; protein targeting to membrane. The transcript is spliced from 10 exons. The record is from RefSeq and is a predicted model, not a curated record.
CCUAUGGAUAGAUGCAGAACAAGUGUUUAGAAGGGCAUAGAGUUAAAUUGAUUCUAUCAUUUUUGUAAUAAAUAGUAGUAUAAAAAGAGAUUAGAAUCAUGAAUAGCAACAUUACAUAAUAUUCAACAUGAAUCCAACACCUUCAUUUUCUUUCAUCUUCUCAUUAGUUCAGGCCAUGUGUGUCGUGAUGAACUGAUGAUGAUUAUGCUGUGACAAGAUUAUUUUUUUGCGUUGAUUUAAUUGCAUAUUGUGUGCUAUUUUUAUGACAGGAGGUUUCCAAACUUUUACAUUUCGUAAACUUUUUUUUGCGGGAAAAAUUUAUUUCGCCCCAACAAAUUAGUACUGAAAGCAACGAAAUAGAUUUCUGAAUCGGAACCCUAAUUUAGAGUAUUUUGACGAAAUGCUAGAACCAGAAGAAGAAAUUAUCCCACGCCACAAUCCAAAAUGGAACAAAUCUUCCAUAGUUAGUUGCUUGGUUUCUUUGAUCUCAGUUUCCUUUACACACUUCUCCUUCUCUUUGCUCCCUUUCUUCCUCCCCGCUUCAUCCUUCCUCUCCCUUCUUCCUCUCUCAGCGGUGUUGCUCGUACUCGUGAUGGGAUUGGGGAUAUUGUGCAAGAGGGUUGCUGGAGUGAGGGCUUCGGCGCCAGCUUUUGUUUUCUUCAGCAUUCUUUUCGUAUGGGCUAUUUACAUAUCUGUGGUUCGCCGAGUUAUUUCAUCUUUGUUGGACAUUGUAGUGAACAUUGAAAUGAUUAUGGUGUUAAUCGGCCUAUGCUGUAUUAUGUCAUCAGACCCUGGAAUUUUGACCCAUCAUUCUUGCGCUCAUCUAUCUGUCCGGAAUUCUAUCGAUGAAAUUGAAUCCCAUGGAGAGGAAUUGGAAGUUUCAACUUUUGUUGGACAUCAAGAGUCCCCAGCUGAAGAAGAAUUUAUUAGAUACAGGAGGGUAAGAUAUUGCAGGUACUGCAAGAAUUAUGUUAUGGGACUUGAUCAUCAUUGUCCUGCUUUUGGAAACUGUAUAGGUCAAAGAAAUCAUGCUCUUUUUGUCGUGCUUGUUGUUGGUUUUGCGAUAUCUGAGGCUUCUUUUGUAGUGUGUGCUUCACAUUUUACGGCUAAGUCUGAGACCUCAAAAUUUGUUGGAGAGAAGCCUAUUACAUUCAGAAACUUGGCUGUUGGUACAGCAUUAUUUUGCGUGAUUCAAGUGGUUUGGCAGAUAACUUCUUCGUCUCUUAGGUGGUUUUCAUAAUGUGGCAUGUCCAUUGCGCAUGUUUUAACAUCAAAACUGAUGAAUGGGUAAGCUUUAUUAACAUUUUAGAGCAAAGAGAUUCAGCUUCUACGAACUGGUAGUGCUUGAUAAUUCAAACUAUGCAUGAACCUUGGCAUUUAAUGUUGGGAUACACCUGGGGUUGAAAGCGGCUUUUCACUCGAAAAGACUGAAAGUACAGUUUGGGCUAGCUUACAUUAUUUCCCACCCAACUAGAAGGGAGCAGCUGAAUUGAAUUGUGUUUGUGUUCAGCCUAUUAUUAAUGCAAGUUUUGAGCAGAUCUUGUUUAGAUAGAUCAACUAUAUUUCGGGUUCUGGAUAUAUACGGUGCAUGCUUUCCAUUUUUAUUUUAUUUUAAAAAAUUAUGCUAUGAUGCUCGGGAAGGGCCACUUUCAAAUUGUUUCAAUUUUAAACAGCAGUUCAAAAACUGAAGGGUCCUAUGGCAAAAGGCCAAGAUGAUCUAUGAAUUGCUUAAGUGGUUCGCAGUUGGCAUUACUUGCUUGUUUUCUUGUCACAUGAGAAUAAUUAUUACUUAGGUUGUCUGCAUUAUAACAGAGUUACAGAAGUAACAUGCUUGAUGCUGGAAACUGAUAAGAACACAAUGUGCACACAAAUAGUUGAUCUGUACAAAUUAUUGCAGAUAAAUUGGAAAAAUUAUCCAGAAUUCCAGAGCAAAGUCAUACCCCAU